This is a messenger RNA of Vanrija pseudolonga, 858 nucleotides long. RefSeq lists its product as uncharacterized. Lineage: Eukaryota; Fungi; Basidiomycota; Tremellomycetes; Trichosporonales; Trichosporonaceae. The transcript has 7 exons. The record is from RefSeq and is a predicted model, not a curated record. Bases 1 to 858 code for a protein of 285 amino acids.
AUGGCCCCAGUCGACGCCCCGCUCAACGGCACUGCGACGCCCGCGGCCUUCAUCACCAUCACCGGCGUAGAGGUCACGGGCCGGCUGACGCCGAAUGGGACGCAGCGGUGGGUCCAGCCCCUCGCUCUCUCUGCUGACCCAGUCACCAGGGUGACGCUGAUCGUCGCCGCGUGCUACAUUGUCGCGAUAGCAAUCUUGCCCUACCUCAAGACGCUCAUCUACCCGUUCAAGCUGCUCACGGUGGGGAUGCACGAGAUGAGCCAUGCCCUCGCGGGUGUGUUGACCUGCGGGUCGGUGGAGCGGAUCGAGCUCGACCCCGACGAGGGCGGCGCGACGCACAUGCGCGGCGGGGUGGCGUGGAUCACGCUGCCGGCAGGAUACCUCGGCUCGAGCGCCAUCGGCGCCGCGCUCAUCGCCUGUGGCUUCGACACCAACGCGUCCAAGAUCGCGUGCCUCGACCUCGGGCUCAUGUUCCUCCUUACGCUGUUCUGGGCACGGCGCAGCGUCGUCGCGUGGCUUACCAUCGCGCUGAUGGUGGGCUUGAUCCUCAUCUGCUGGCUCGUAGCCCACAGCGUCGCGCUGCGCUUCCUAGUCCUCUUCAUCGGCGUCAUGUCGUGCAUGUACUGCCUGUGGGAUAUUAUCGACGACACGCUCAAGACCAAGAAGAAGGGCUCGGACGCGUCAGAGUUUGCAAAGGUCGUCAAGUUUGGCAGCUCGCGCAUGUGGGGGUUCGCCGCGGGCAUCCUUGUCGGCAUCGUGGCAUUCAAAGCCGACUGGGCGCAACAGCGCGCCUCGGCGGACAAGUUCCUCGGUGGUGAGUGUGUCAGCGUGGCCAGUCUGACGCCAGGCGCGCCAUAA